Molecule: messenger RNA, 552 nt
Organism: Helobdella robusta
Lineage: Eukaryota; Metazoa; Annelida; Clitellata; Rhynchobdellida; Glossiphoniidae
Exons: 4
Coding region: 4-432 (142 amino acids)
Molecular function (GO): iron ion binding; oxidoreductase activity, acting on paired donors, with incorporation or reduction of molecular oxygen; steroid hydroxylase activity
Source: RefSeq, a predicted model, not a curated record
AAGAUGGCGACCCAGAUAAACAAAUGUUCGGCAACUUUAGUCGAGAAUUUAAAAGUGGAAGCUGAUAACAAGAGGACUUUUGAUUUUAAAACCACAUGCGACGCAUUCACAAUGGAUUGCAUAGCCAGCACAGCGUUCGGACUGACCAUCGACUCCAGGACUUGGUGGAACAUGGUUGGUGCGGCUUCAAAAUUUUCCCCAGAGAAUUGUGACUCUGGCACCUUGGACCCCAUGCGUUUCAUGCCGUUCGGGGCUGGCCCGAGAAACUGCGUGGGCGUGAGGCUGGCCAAGAUGGAGAUCAAGAUGGCCGCCGUCCACCUCAUCAGGAACUUCCGGUUUGUCGUCACUGAGGAAACAGAUGUGCCACCGGUGUUUGAGAAGUUGACAAUUAAAAAUGUGAAUGGCAUCAAGGUAGGAGUUGAGAGCAGAUGAUCUGCGCACGACGUUUUGUGUUUUCAUUUUCGAGUACUUCGCCAUACGACUGAGACCUAUUAAAUGUUUUCAUUAAACACGUAGUGGUACAUGUUUAAUUAUGCAAAGACACAAAACCUU